UCGAGGAGGACGCAGGCCCGUUGCUGGCCUCCGGUCGAGCACAACAAAACCAAUGGCCAUGGUUGCUGUCUCGCGGCACUGGGGGCAGGCGUGAAGCCUACUUGGAUCGUCGAGUUCACCGUUCACCGUCCACCGUCCACUGCAGGUUUCUGCGCGAUGCUGGCCGAGUCGCAACCUUCUGAUGGACUAUCCCAUCGGUCAUUAGUGAACACUGCGGCUGAUCAUGCCUGCGAGGCUCCUCUUGCCGGCGGCCACCUGGCCAGGGAGAACAAUCUUGCUGCUGGCUGCCGCCCACUGGUAGCAUCCGGGAAAUCCGCUUUCCGGCAGAAUGACAUAAGCUCAAUAAUGUUUCUGAUAUUGCGGAAACAGGUGGUAAGCAGCAUGUCGCUUUCUGACCACAGAAAACCACUGGAUGUCACCCUUUCGAAGUCGGUUUACCCAGCGAGGCGCCCUCAGUUGCAUGCAUGCGACGUGCGGAACAGGUCGCACACAAUUAAUACCCCAGACUGGCCGUCAUACAGACGCUGCUGUAAGACGAGACGAUGCAGGUUCGGGUCGCACAAAGUCAAACGACCGUUGAAUAGCAACGCGACUUCUCGAGCAGCACCCUCAGUAGCCCCCAUAGCACAGCAUCCAAAGCGUGUUCGACCGCAGUGUUUCGUCCCAGAACUCCCUCCCGACGACGUGCCCAAAGGAUUUUCGGUGCGUCACUAGGCGCUUGCCUCCCAUGCUGCAGCGUAACCCUCCCUUGCUCCGCGUCCUGUAAACCCCGACAAUCGAUGAGAUUCGAUCACGGGUGGCCAGGCUAUGCAGCUUAGAAAGUUGCUAC
Molecule: messenger RNA, 829 nt
Organism: Colletotrichum navitas
Lineage: Eukaryota; Fungi; Ascomycota; Sordariomycetes; Glomerellales; Glomerellaceae
Exons: 2
Coding region: 157-714 (185 amino acids)
Source: RefSeq, a predicted model, not a curated record